Messenger RNA from Coprinopsis cinerea okayama7#130, 2172 nucleotides. RefSeq names its product exo-beta-1,3-glucanase. Lineage: Eukaryota; Fungi; Basidiomycota; Agaricomycetes; Agaricales; Psathyrellaceae. Gene Ontology annotation, cellular component: cell surface; extracellular region. The coding region runs from base 1 to 2172 and encodes 723 amino acids. The record is from RefSeq and is a predicted model, not a curated record. Gene Ontology annotation, molecular function: beta-glucosidase activity. Gene Ontology annotation, biological process: glucan catabolic process. The transcript has 9 exons.
AUGGACUACCAAUAUAACAACGCGAACGGGAAUGGCGGGGACUACCAGCAAGCAAACUCGUAUCAGCCCGACUACCAACAACAUGGAGUUCCCUACGCCAAUCAAUAUCCUCCACCAUCACCGGUGAGGGGAUCGUUCCAAGGCUCUGCAACGAAUUCAAUGAACGGCCAAACAUACGAUGAACAGAUCCCGCUCAAAGCAGCCAACGAAGGGAGUGGAGGAUAUCCUUACCCCAGCUCGGCGGCGGCAGGUGCUGGGAGGAAGAAGAAAGGCUGGAUAUGGCUCGCAGUCAUUGCAGCAAUCAUCGUCAUCGCCCUUGCGGUCAUCCUGCCCGUCUACUUCACCGUCAUCAAGAAGGACGACGCCUCGGAUAACUCGGACAGCGACAGCUCGACAGGGACCUCCUCUGCACGACCGUCAGCAAGUGCGUCUGCGUCUCCUGAAACGCCUCAACGCUUGACUCGAGGCGGUGACGGAUCGGAGAUUACCAUGGAGAAUGGAACAACCUUCACUUACAGGAAUCCUUUCGGUGGUUUCUGGGUGCAAGACCCAGAGGAUCCUUUCAAUCUCGACGCUCAAUGCAACGACUACACUCCUCCCUUGAACACCACCUGGCGCUGGGGCGUCGACCGCGUCUAUGGUGUCAAUCUUGGUGGUCUCUUUGUUCUCGAACCAUUCAUCUCGCCUGAGAUCUUCCAACGAUAUCCCGGGACGGAAGACGAGUACGACCUCACCGCUGCCAUGCGUGAGGCCGGUACACUGGAUGAAGAGAUGGAGGAACACUAUAACACCUUCAUCACCGAACAAGAUAUCGCCGAAAUUGCGGGUGCCGGAUUGAAUUGGCUGCGGGUACCGAUAGGUUUCUGGGCAAUCGAGACUUACGAGAGCGAGCCUUUCCUUGAGCGAACUUCGUGGAGAUACUUCCUUCGUAUCGUCGAAUGGUGUCGCAAGUACGGAUUGAGGAUCUACCUCGACCUGCACGCAGCGCCCGGAUCUCAAAACGGCCUCAACCACUCUGCUCGACUCCGUUUCCAAAGCUUGCUUCGCAACGACAUGGGAAUUGCCAACGCAGAGCGAACGAUCUACUACCUUCGUGUCUUCGCCCAGUUCAUCUCGCAACCUGAGUACCGCAACGUUAUCCCCAUGCUUGGCCUCGUCAACGAACCAGAGUCGCGUGACACUGGAAUGGACACGUUGAAGAGCUGGUACUUGGAAGCCUACAACGUCAUCCGCGAAGCCACUGGGUACGGUGAGGGUAAUGGACCAUAUCUCGCUGUCGGUGAUGGAUUCCGAUCCGCUUUGGAAUGGGAGCCCUUGAUGCCUGGCGCUGAUAGGUUCAUCAUGGAUAUCCACCCCUACGUCGCGUUCGACGAAGGAUCCAGGGCAGAUCCUUUGGAUGUGCCCGCCGCUGACGGUGAGAUGGGCGGCGUUUGGCCUACCGUUGCUUGUGAGCGAUGGGGAACCUACUUCAACGAUACUCGACGAGCUCUUGGCGUUACCGUAGGAGGAGAGUUCUCAGCUGCUGUCAACGACUGUGGCUUCUGGAUGCGAGCUGUUGGCAUUGAUUCUUUCCACCCCCAGUGUGAUCUCUACAACGCCUGGGAGGAUUGGAGUGAGGACAUGGUUCAGGGUCUCUACAACUUUGUCCUUGCCAGUUUCGAUGCCAUCGGUGAUUUCUUCUUCUGGACUUGGAAGAUUGGACCUACCCAAGCAGGCCGUGUCGAAACUCCCAUGUGGUCUUACAAGCUCGGUCUCGAAAAUGGUUGGAUCCCUCGCGACCCCCGCGUCGCACUCGGCAAGUGCGCAGCUCUCGGUGUCGCAAUGGCGCCCUUCGACGGUCAAUUCCAGCCCCACCAAACGGGUGCCGUCGCGCAGCCCACCAUCCCCGCGGACUACGCCGCCACGUACCCCUGGCCUCCUCUCGAGAUUGACGGUGCCCAGCUCCCAAUUGAGAGCCUGCCGAGGUAUACGAGCGUUGGUCCGGCCAUUACGCUGCCUGUCCCUACGUAUACUGGUGCGCCCGCGGAGAUGACGCAGGACGUGGAUGGAUGGACGAAUGAUGCUGAUACGAGGGGUGCGAUUGGGCCUGUUCCUGGGUGCAACUACCCUGAUCCUUAUGUGGGCACGUACGCUGUGCUGCCUACUGGAGCUGCCUGCGGUGUUGCGGCGUAG